Molecule: messenger RNA, 1157 nt
Organism: Lingula anatina
Lineage: Eukaryota; Metazoa; Brachiopoda; Lingulata; Lingulida; Lingulidae
Product: gamma-glutamylcyclotransferase
Molecular function (GO): gamma-glutamylcyclotransferase activity
Source: RefSeq, a predicted model, not a curated record
AUCAGCUGUUAGACCUGCGCAUAUCGGACAAAUCUUCGCCAAGUGUGUCGCCAGACAGUCUGAUUUUCCAUGAUUUUCGUCCUAACUGUUGCAGUAACCAAGCAAUGACAUUUUGCAUAUCCCGGUAUUUCAACGAAUCAAGUAAAUGGACGUUAGAUCACGCUGUCUGCUUGGAAGGUUGAUUGAUCUUCGUCAACAACACGGGAGCGGCUUAACGAGCGCCUUAAUUGUGACUGUGACACUGUUGUCAGUGUGCCUGACCCUGUGGACGGCAGUGAGAGCUUAAAGCAUGUCCUUCAUUAACUCUAUUACUGUGCGUGUGUACACUGUGGCAUUUUGACAGCAAUGUUUUAUUUUUAGAUGUUUUACGCGAAAGACUAAUUUAAUGCUCAGGAUCAACUACUUAUGUACUAGUAUCAGUAUUAGCCCCUUAUAUAACGUUAUUAAUGUGCGUAGGUUAUUCAAAAUGGAAAAGAACGCUGCAGAGAACAGAGUUGACCAGGGGAGACGGACGUUUUUAUAUUUUGCGUAUGGAAGUAACUUACUUAAGGAGAGAAUACUUAUUAACAAUAAGUCCGCAGUAUUUAAAGCGGUCGGCCAUAUACAGGACUGGGAGCUAACAUUUGCCAUGUUUUCUCAGCGCUGGCAAGGCCAUGUUGCCACUAUUCUACCUGUCCAGAGGGCCCAGUGUUGGGGAGUGGUGUGGGAACUGGACAUCUCGGAUAAGCAGAACUUGGACAAUCAAGAAGGUGUAUCAAGAAUGGUCUAUAAACCAAUAGAGGUACAGGUUACUUGCGAAGAUGGAUCCAUCCUGGAGUGCAGAACUUAUGAGCUAUUAAGACCAUUAGAGAGAGGCCUUGGUCCACCCUCGCCACAGUACAAGAACGUCAUUGUGUCCGGAGCAAGACAGAAUGGCCUUCCUCAGGAUUACAUUGCCCAGUUGGAGGCCAUCGAAGACAAUGGAUACAGUGGAACAUUGGAUAUUACCUCAUCAUUAAUAAAAAAUACAGAUAAUUAAACUCAGUGUUUAGGUUAUAGAACAUAUAUGAUUUUAGUCUCAUAUUUUUUUCUUUUACUUUUAGAAUCAGGUGCUAGUAUUGCAAAAUUUAUGCAAAUCUGUAAUUUUGUUUUAAACUAUAUGAAGAUUUUUGUUGAUA